AUGACUGGAGAAAGUCUCGACGGAAGCUUACAUGCACUAACUAUUGAGUUGGAUGCUUUAAGGCGCGAAAAUGCGAAUCUCAAACAGCAGCUGAAGGAGAAAGAUGGGGCUUGCGGCGAAUUACCGAUGUCGCUAGAAGAGUUCCAGAGGUAUGGGCGGCAAAUGAUCGUGGGAGAGACAGGCGGGCUAUCAGGUCAGGUUAAGCUUAGAAGUGCUCGUGUGCUCAUUGUUGGUGCUGGAGGUUUGGGAUGCCCCGCGCUACAGUAUCUUGCAGGCGCCGGCAUAGGUCAUCUGGGUAUUGUGGAUAAUGACGUUGUUGAGGAAUCAAAUCUACAUAGACAGCCCUUACAUGAUACAAGUAAGGUGGGCCUUCUCAAGUGCGAUUCGGCUAAGGAAGCCCUUUCCAGAUUGAACCCAUAUUGUAGUAUCAAAACGUACCCCGUCCGGCUGAGCUACGCCAAUGCUUUCGAGAUAUUUCCCUCGUGGGAUCUAAUCCUGGACUGCACUGAUUCUCCUAUGUCGCGCUAUUUAAUUUCUGAUGUCGCGGUAAACCUCGGUAAGACAGUGGUUUCGGGUUCUGGACUGGGCACGGAGGGUCAGUUGUCCAUUUACAAUUUUGAAAAUAAGGGCCCUUGCUACAGAUGUUUCUAUCCUAUUCCGCCUAGGCCCGGUUCAGUUGUUUCCUGUCAAUCAGGCGGAGUGCUUGGACCAUGUAUUGGAGUGCUGGGGAUCAUGAUGGCUGUUGAGGCGCUCAAAAUUUUAUUCGGUAUAUACACGCUCGAAAACUUCAAACCUUUCCUAAUGCAGUACUCUGGAUUCCCCUACCAGACAUUGCGCAUGUUCAAGAUGCGCAAUAGGAAGCAGGGCUGUUUAUGCUGCGGCGAUAACCCAACCAUUACCAAGUCGACGAUAGAAAGCGGCCAUAUUAAGUAUGAGGCCUUUUGCGGGGCCAUCAAUUAUGAUGUGUUAUCCAAGGAUGAGCGUCUAUCUGCAUCAGAGUUUGAGGCUAAUUAUUGGUCUCAAAAGGAACGAGGCUUUGUGUGCUUGGAUGUACGCCCUCGUUUACAUUAUGAAAUUUCUCAUCUACCGGGCACUUACAAUAUGACUGUCAAAGAGCUAGAUGAGAUGGAAGGUAGCAUUGAAGAGCUACAAAAACAUAUACCGGUCAUAACGCCCGAUCUAGAUAUAGUGGUACUCUGCCGUUAUGGGAACGACUCGCGCCUAGCAACCAGAAUAUUGAAGGAUAAGUUUAAGCUGAGGAAUGUCAGAGAUGUCAAGGGUGGAUAUUUCGCUUACAUUGAUGAGAUAAACCCCUCUUUGCCAAAGUAUUGA
Molecule: messenger RNA, 1332 nt
Organism: Eremothecium gossypii ATCC 10895
Lineage: Eukaryota; Fungi; Ascomycota; Saccharomycetes; Saccharomycetales; Saccharomycetaceae
Gene: UBA4
Product: Uba4p
Exons: 1
Coding region: 1-1332 (443 amino acids)
Biological process (GO): tRNA wobble position uridine thiolation; protein urmylation
Cellular component (GO): cytosol; cytoplasm
Molecular function (GO): URM1 activating enzyme activity; adenylyltransferase activity; thiosulfate-cyanide sulfurtransferase activity
Source: RefSeq, marked provisional